Molecule: messenger RNA, 741 nt
Organism: Dictyostelium purpureum
Lineage: Eukaryota; Evosea; Eumycetozoa; Dictyosteliales; Dictyosteliaceae
Exons: 1
Coding region: 1-741 (246 amino acids)
Cellular component (GO): mitochondrion
Source: RefSeq, a predicted model, not a curated record
AUGAUAUCAAGAAACUUAAAUAAACCAUACAGAAUAGUAUCACAUAUAACAGUACCAAAUGGUACUAUUUCAGCAGAUUCAUCUAGAUCAUUUUCAAAAUUUAAUAAUAUUUUAAGUAAUUCAAUAAAAUAUAGUAGCAAUAAACCACUAUCAUUACAACAAUCUUUUGUUAAAAAUACCACUAUUUUACCAUCAUCACACUCAUCUACCAGUUCACUUUUAAAUACAACCAUCCAAUCUAAUAAACUUUUAAACGAAAUAAGAAAAUAUACUACAUCAUCACCACAACCACAACAAAAUAAUAAUAAUAAUAAUAAUAAUAAUAACAACAACGAAAUGAAACAAGCUGAAAAAGAAAAGGAAGUUAAAAUAGAAGAAAAGAAUGAUAAAGAAGAUAAAAAAGAAAAUCAAGAUGAUGACGAUAAAGCUGAUCUCAGUAAAUUAAGCACUGGCCAAAAAAUUAAAUAUUUACUUAAAAAGUAUGGUAAAAUUGCAUUGGUAGUUCAUUUUGGUGUUUAUUUCCUCACUAUGGGUAGUUUCUAUGCACUCUUCUCUUCAGGUGUUGAUAUUGGAAAAGUUUUAGAAUUAUUACAUCUUCCAACCGAUAGAAUCAAUCCAAGCCUCGGAGCAUUUGCUGUCGCAUUUGCAUGCACUAAAUUAUCAACUUUUAUUCGUACCCCACUUACCAUUAUUACUGUACCAAUAAUAGCCCGUUAUCUUGGUAGAGGUCCAAAAAAAUAA